UUGAUUUAGUAUAAAUUAGGUCACUUGUGCACACUUGUCAUCAGUUGAUAAACGACAGUGAAAAAGCGAUUACUCAAUUGUUAAAUCGUAUUUUUAUUGAUUUGCUCGGUUGAAAAAAAACUCGUUUGUCGACAGCUAUUUGUGAUAAACUCAAAAAUACAAUAUUCUGAAAUAAUGAAGAUACUGGCUGCUUUGUGCUGUUUCGUGGUCGUAGUAUCUUCAUAUGGUGGAGAGAGGAGACAAUAUACUCAAUUGGGAAUAGGAAACAGAGGUAACGUUGGACCAAAAUCAUUUGGAUACGGCCUUAGACGAGAAGCAUACGGAUGGAGAACAAGUAAACCAGUUUUGUUCAUGCGUAAACGUCUACAAGAAAGAGCAAGAUCCGCACCGAAAAUACCAAUCCCCUAUCGACCAAAUCUGUUUAAACGUUCUCCCCCAGGCAUUAUGAUCAAAAAACAGGAUAAACCAGAACCAUUAUGGCAGCGAGCUGUAAAAAUUCUUUUCGGCAUAAAUAGCAACAAAUACCGGCCGAGACCAUUUGGUAUUCCGGGGAAUGAUGACAAAAGUAGACUUGGACCAUUUUGGCGCCGAGUAGAUGUUGAUAGAAAACCCUGGCCAUUUGGACGUCGUGGAGAUGAAGGCAGACUAGGGCCUUUUAGGCGACCAGGAGAUGGCGAUGGUGAUAGACCUGGACCCCUUCGACGUAGAGAAUAUGGUGAUAGAGAUAGACCUGGAUCUUUCUGGCGUAGAGGAGAUGGUGAUAAAAAUGGACCUGGACCUUCCGGGCGUAGAAGAGAUGAUGAUGGAAAUAGACCUGGACCUUUCGGUGGUAGAAGAGAUGGUGAUGGAAAUAGACCUGGACCUUUCGGGCGUAUAGGAGAUGGUGAUAGAAAUAGACCUGGACCUUUCGGGCGUAUAGGAGAUGGUGAUGGAAAUAGACCUGGACCUUUCGGGCGUAUAGGAGAUGGUGAUAGAAAUAGACCCGGACCUUUCGGGGAUGGAAAUAGACCUGGACCUUUCGGUCGUAGAGGAGAUGGCGAUGGAAAUAGACCUGGACCUUUCGGUCGUAGAGGAGAUGAUGAUAGAAACAGACCUGGACCUUUCGGGCGUAGAGGAGAUGAUGAUGGAAAUAGACCUGGACCUUUCGGACGUAGAGGAGAUGAUGAUGGAAAUAGACCUGGACCUUUCGGACGUAGAGGAGAUGAUGAUGGAAAUAGACCUGGACCUUUCGGUCGUAGAAGAGAUGGCGAUGGAAAUAGACCUGGACCUUUCGGUCGUAGAGGAGAUGAUGAUAGAAAUAGACCUGGACCUUUCGGGCGUAGAGGAGAUGAUGAUGGAGAUAGACCUGGACCUUUCGGUCGUAGAGGAGAUGAUGAUAGAAAUAGACCUGGACCUUUCGGACGUAGAGGAGAUGAUGAUGGAGAUAGACCUAGACCUUUCGGUCGUAGAGGAGAUGGCGAUGGAAAUAGACCUGGUCCUUUCGGUCGUAGAGGAGAUGGCGAUGGAAAUAGACCUGGACCUUUCGGUCGUAGAGGAGAUGAUGAUAGAAAUAGACCUGGACCUUUCGGGCGUAGAGGAGAUGAUGAUGGAAAUAGACCUGGACCUUUCGGACGUAUAGGAGAUGAUGAUGGAAAUAGUCCUGGACCUUUCGGACGUAGAGGAGAUGAUGAUGGAAAUAGACCUGAACCUUUCAGACGUAGAGGAGAUGAUGAUGGAGAUAGACCUGGACCUUUCGGUCGUAGAGGAGAUGGCUAUGAAAAUAGACCUGGACCUUUCGGUCGUAGAGGAGAUGGUGAUGGAAAUAGACCUGGACCUUUCGGUCGUAGAGGAGAUGAUGAUGGAGAUAGACCUGGACUUUUUGGGCGUAGAGGAGAUGGUGAUGAAAAUAGACCUGGACCUUUCGGUCGUAGAGGAGAUGAUGAUGAAGAUAGACCUGGACUUUUUGGGCGUAGAGGAGAUGGUGAUGGAAAUAGACCUGGACCUUUCGGUCGUAGAGGAAAUGGUGAUGGAAAUAGACCUGGACCUUUUGGACGUAGAGAAGAUGGUGCUAGACCUGGAUCUUUUGGACGUAGUGGAGAUGGUGAUGAAGGUAGACCUGGACCCUUUGGACGUAGUGGAGAUGGUGAUGGAGAUAGAACUGGAUCUUUUGGACGUAGAGGAAGUGGUGACAGAGAUAGACCUGAUAUUUCCGGGCGUGGAGGAUAUGGUGAUAGAUAUAGACCUGGACCUUUUGGGCCCAGAGGAGAUGAUGAUGGAAAGAACUUUGGAAACAUUAUGAAGAGAAUUCUGAAAGUGAUACAUAAAACCUUCGGAAAAAAAGAAAAUGAUAUAGACACAAAUAACAAAAAAUGCAAAAAGCAAUGUGAAGCAAAGGAAAAAUGCUUUGGAAGAAAAGAUUUUGAAAAAAUGAUGAUGCUGUCGCCCAAACAUUGCAAAGCAUGCAUGAUGAAAGAAUGCCAAUUUAAUAUGGAUCGUAAAUGUUUCAUGGAUGCUCACAAGAAAUGUGACAACAUUUGCCCAGUAUUAUCACAAGAGAAAGUCGAGAAUAAAACGUCCUUUUGUAAAACAUGCAUUGAAAAAUGUGAAGCAGAAAAGGUCAAUGAAGACGAUGAUGACAUGCCGGAGGAUGAAAAUACAAUCGACGAUAUCUUAGAAAAGGAAAAGGAAGAUCUAGAAGAUGAUAGCCAUGAUGGAAAUGAUGAAACCGCAAGUGAAAUAGAAGUUAGCGAUGAAGAUGAAGUUGGAAAUGAUGAGAUGACUUCUGAUGAUAUAAUGUCAACUACGGGUGGUGAUAUGGCAUCGGAUUCUGAUGAAUAAUAAUUCCGAUUCAGCAACGAACGUUUUCUCUGUGGAACAGUUUUAAAAUAUUCAAAUAUAUCUAAAAUUGUUAUGUAAAAUACCUAAAAAGGUUGGAGCAUUAAUGUGUUGAGAGAAUAUGCUAAUAAAACCGUAUAACAGAAU
Molecule: messenger RNA, 2961 nt
Organism: Styela clava
Lineage: Eukaryota; Metazoa; Chordata; Ascidiacea; Stolidobranchia; Styelidae
Source: RefSeq, a predicted model, not a curated record